This is a messenger RNA of Trichomonas vaginalis G3, 921 nucleotides long. Its product is annotated as family T2, asparaginase-like threonine peptidase. NCBI's taxonomy places the organism in Eukaryota, Parabasalia, Trichomonadida, Trichomonadidae. Bases 1 to 921 code for a protein of 306 amino acids. The record is from RefSeq and is a predicted model, not a curated record. The transcript has a single exon. Gene Ontology annotation, molecular function: hydrolase activity.
AUGUUCCAACCUAGAAUACUCGUCCACCUUGGUGCUUCUGAUGUUCCAGAGCAGUUCAGGGAAGAGUCAUUAGUUUGGGUUAGAAAGGCUGUUGAGCGUGGUGCCGAAGUUGCUAGAACAGGAGCACCAGCAGAAGAUAUUGUUGCUGCUACAGUUUGCGUUCUUGAAGAUUGCCCAGUUUCAGAUGCUGGCUUUGGUGCAGUUUUCAAUGCUCAGGGUAGCCACCAAAUGGAUGCUGGUAUUAUGACCGGUGAUAAAAGAUAUGGUGCAAUUUUAUCAUUACAUGGCGUCCAAAAUCCAAUCAACGUCGCUCGUAAGAUGGUUGAUGAUCCACGUUACUCAAUUCUCUCGGGCGCAGGUGCUAUGAAAUUUGUUGAAGAAUUAGGCAUUCCAAUAUUACCAGACGAAAAGUUCGAAACAGCAUACAACCGUUAUAUCCAGGAUCAAUUUUCUGGCCACGGUGAUCCGUUAGAUCUCUUCGUUCAGCCACCACCAGACCACGGAACUGUUGGCUGCGUUGCUAGAGAUAUUCAUGGACAUAUUGCUGCAGGCACUUCUACAGGCGGAACACCAUUUGCUCCAACUGGUCGUGUCGGAGACUCCCCAUUCCCUGGCUGCGGCGUUUAUGCAAACGAUGAAGAGGGCUGCUGCUCUUGCACAGGCUACGGUGAGGCAAUUCUCGUCGAAUUACUUGGUGCUAAGACUGCUGAGCGCUUGCCAAAGAUGAAUCCUAUGCAAGCCGCUAAGGAGGCAAUUAACGCUUUCGCUAAGUCUCCAAGACAUGUCGGUGGCGUUAUUUGCAUCAAGAAAGAAACAGGCGAAUAUGGCCUCUAUCAUAAUACUGAACAUAUGCCGUUUGCUAUGCUUAUGGACGACGGUUCCAUUGUAUCUGGCCUCUCUGUCAGUGAGCUUAAACAGUAA